AUGAAGCAGAUCUACUCCUUCUUGAUCACCAUCACAACAGCACUUCUUAUUGCAUACUACUCCAGCACUCUGGCCUCCUCGAAGACUCUUCUUCAACAAGCCAGACCAGUUUUCAGCGGCAUCCUACAUCGUAUAAAACCAACAACCGCACAAUCUCCAACAGCGACACCUUUUCUGGGACUACCUCUCAUUCCCUCUCGUCUAGCUUCGACCUCGGCAGCGAACAUGACGACUCCACGACAGAUCAAAUUUUCUUUCCUCGCCCGUGAACAAUCAGAAGGCGCAGGUGCUGUAGUACGGCGCUCGGUUGGCACACCAAAACUGCGACAUUUCACACCUUUCCUCAUGCUCGACCACUUCAGGAUAUCUCCCGGUGCAGGUUUCCCUGACCACCCUCAUCGAGGACAAGAGACGAUCACCUACCUCCUAAAAGGCGGCGUCAACCACGAAGACUUCGCCGGUAAUGCAGGGAAAAUCGGGCCUGGUGAUCUACAAUUCAUGACUGCUGGCCGAGGAAUCGUGCACGCUGAGAUGCCCGUGCAAACAGAAGAUCUCAGCGUGGGCAUGCAACUCUGGGUCGACUUGCCAGAGCACCUCAAAUCCUGCGAACCGCGAUACCGCGAUCUGCGUGCCGACGAGAUCCCCAUUGCAAAGACCGAGGACGGCAAAGUCGAGGUGAAGGUCAUUUCGGGGAAAAGCCAAGGCGUCGAGUCUCUGAAGGAUCUGGCCUAUACACCGGUGUGGCUUCUUGACAUUACAAUUCAACCCGGUGGAAAGAUUACACAGGAACUCCCGCAGGGAUGGAACGCGUUCGCCUACACGCUAGAAGGCGCGGUGACAUUCUCCAACGGCUCGGACGCACACAAAGCGGAAACGGUUACUCCCUACCAUAACGUCGUUUUCGAGCAGGCCGGCGACGUGGUGACCGCCUCCGUGGUAGAAGGCGCACAGGAAGCUGCGCGAUUCAUCCUCGUCGCGGGCCAGCCGCUGGAUCAGAACAUUGUCCAGUACGGCCCGUUUGUGACCACCUCCAAAGAAGCCAUCUAUCAAGCCAUGAUGGAUUUCCAGACCGCAUCCAACGGCUUUGAGAGGGCGGCAAACUGGGAGAGUGAAAUUGGAAAGACAAUGGGCCGAGUCAGAUAA
Messenger RNA from Fonsecaea erecta, 1143 nucleotides. RefSeq lists its product as hypothetical. Lineage: Eukaryota; Fungi; Ascomycota; Eurotiomycetes; Chaetothyriales; Herpotrichiellaceae. The coding region runs from base 1 to 1143 and encodes 380 amino acids. The record is from RefSeq and is a predicted model, not a curated record. The transcript has a single exon.